This is a messenger RNA of Topomyia yanbarensis, 2245 nucleotides long. RefSeq lists its product as uncharacterized. Gene Ontology annotation, cellular component: plasma membrane. The transcript is spliced from 5 exons. Gene Ontology annotation, molecular function: oxidoreductase activity; copper ion binding. Lineage: Eukaryota; Metazoa; Arthropoda; Insecta; Diptera; Culicidae. Bases 93 to 2099 code for a protein of 668 amino acids. The record is from RefSeq and is a predicted model, not a curated record. Gene Ontology annotation, biological process: iron ion transport.
UAGCCGCAGAUGAGGUAUUGCAUCCCCGCGCACGUACUCAAGUGAUAGAGCUUUCGUCGGAAACAGUUUCUCACCAAUUGAAAUAGAUAAGAAUGGCUUUCACUAUUACCGCUCUAGCAGUUCAAUGGCUCGCGUUGGCACUUAUAAGUCUCACAUCCGUUACAAAUUGUGUUUCCGCUGCUGGAAUAAGUAAUUUUCAGCGACUGUUCCGGAAUCAAUCUGUGCCGGUUGAAUUGGAAGCAUUUCCCGGGGAGCUGUGUCUGCGGGCAUGUGACGAAACGAGACCCCGAGUUUGCUAUUUCAAGUGGACGCUGGAACACUACCACUCGAUGGGACCAGCCUGCAAAAAUUGCGCUAGAGGCAAUCACAGGGACUGCAAUCAUCAUGCCUGUCUGACGGCGGAUGGCGUUGAGCGUGGUGUAAUGUCUAUCAACCGCCAGAUACCAGGUCCGAUUCUUCAAGUGUGUCAAAAUGAUCUGAUCGUGAUUGAUAUGACCAAUGCUAUGGGUGGAACGGCGGCCACGAUGCACUGGCAUGGACUGCAUCAGCGAGAAACGCCCCACAUGGAUGGUGUCCCGUUUAUAACGCAGUGCCCAAUCGAUUUCAUGAGCACCUUCCGGUAUGCCUUUUGGGCGACCGAACCCGGAACACAGUUCUACCACUCUCACUCCGGUCACCACAAGGUAAAUGGCCACUACGGCGCCAUGAUCAUUCGACAGCCGGAAGCAAACGAUCCAAACUCCUUCCGGUAUGACUUUGACCUGCCGGAGCAUACCAUACUCGCGUCCGAUUGGAUGCACGAGGACGGAGAAAUGUAUAUGCCGGGACUGCCGUCGUCGGACGGAAUACUUCCAACGAACAUACUAAUUAAUGGUAAGGGCACGUUUAUCAAAGUCGACGGCAACAAGACAAACGUUCCGCUGGAGGUUUUCCGGGUGCGCAAGGGUGGCCGUUAUCGGUUUCGUUUCAUCAAUGCCGCCAGUCACGUAUGCCCACUGGAGCUGCAAAUUCUUAACCAUACGCUGGAGAUAAUCGCCAGCGACUCGUUCCAUCUGCAACCGAUUGUCGUGAACACGCUAAUCACAACGUCUGGCGAACGGUAUGACUUUAUCGUGCAAGCAGAUCAACCAAGUGAUGACUACUGGCUCCGGAUAAGAACCAUCGGCCCAUGUGAAUACAGAGCAAUCCAACAGUUUGCUGUGCUCUCGUACCAACCACUAUCCGUCCCGGAGCAGAAUAUCGCCUUCCCCAGCAAAAACCCCCCUGGGUUUAAUGAAAGCUUGUUUCACAAUCCGAUUUAUGUGAACCACCCAAACACGACCUGUGGAGUGUCGGAGCCGGACGUCUGCAUUACGGAUUUUGAAGCGUACGGAACCGAUGACAGCAUAAUCAACGGGAUACCCGAUCAACGUUUUUUCCUCUCCUUUAACAACUAUCCGUUGGCAUUUGAAAAAGCUUUCGCAGUAAACAGCCACGAACAUUUUAUGAAUAUUCGAAAAAAUAUUAUACUGCAGGGAGCUAUCAAUAACAUCAGCUUCACAUACCCCCCGUUUUCUUUGUUGACCCAACCGGAACUCAUCAGCGAAGACAUCUUCUGCGAUGAGGAUACCUUUCCGGAACGAUGUCAAGGACAAACACACUGCACCUGUAUCCAUCGGUUGAAGAUUCCACUUGGCUCGCUAGUCGAGUUAUACAUACUUGAUCAAACGGCAGAAGUGAACCCGCUUAAUCAUCCCUUCCACUUACAUGGGUACCAGAUGUAUGUAAUAGGGAUGGGACAGGAUAGGACGCGUCCAAUCACGAUCGAGCGCGCUCAAAAAAUUGCCCGCAGCAGUGAUCUACAUCGAUCGCGAGUAACGACAUUCCCACCGAUCAAAGAUACCGUGUCGAUUCCGAGCAAAGGAUAUACCGUGGUACGCUUCCGAGCGGAUAAUCCCGGGUUCUGGUUGAUGCAUUGUCACUUCGAGUGGCAUACGGCGGUCGGUAUGGUGCUGGUUAUACAGGUCGGUGAACACCAAGAUUUCGUUCGGCCUCCAAGCGGCUUUCCUGCGUGCAACAAGUAUCAGCCGGAUGUCGACGAAUCACUUUUUGGACAGUAAUGGGGCCGGCAUGACAAUCUAUCCCUGGAUAGAUGGUAGGGAUGUGAGUUUGGAUCUGUGUAAGAUCUAGUCAGGCAUACAGCAACAUGAUGCAUGUUUCGGUUUAAAAUUUCUGUCAAAUAAAGUAAUGAUGGUUUUAUUGAAAA